This is a messenger RNA of Talpa occidentalis (Iberian mole), 1225 nucleotides long. It is a transcript of the gene SGCA, whose product is annotated as sarcoglycan alpha. NCBI's taxonomy places the organism in Eukaryota, Metazoa, Chordata, Mammalia, Eulipotyphla, Talpidae. The transcript has 10 exons. Gene Ontology annotation, cellular component: membrane; sarcoglycan complex. Bases 28 to 1197 code for a protein of 389 amino acids. Gene Ontology annotation, molecular function: calcium ion binding. The record is from RefSeq and is a predicted model, not a curated record.
CUGGGACAAACUGCCCUGCCUGAAUGGAUGCUGACUCUGAAAUUUGGUGGCUCUCCAGGGACAGGUCUUCUGGCAGGGCUGGGGGGCACGGCGGCCCUGCAGCAGCAGACCACCCUGCACCCGCUGGUGGGACGUGUCUUUGUGCACACCUUGGACCAGGAAACCUUCCCUCACCUUCCUGAGCACGCAGCUGUCCCACACACCGUCCCCAUCACCUACCAUGCGCACCUCCAGGGACACCCAGACCUGCCCCGGUGGCUCCGCUACACCCAGCGCAGCCCCCUCCAUCCUGGCUUCCUCUAUGGCACUGCCACCCCCGAAGAUAGAGGGCGCCAGGUCAUUGAGGUCACAGCCUAUAAUCGGGACAGCUUCGACACCACGCGGCAGAGGCUGGUACUGUUGAUUGAAAACCCAGAAGGCCCCCUACUUCCCUACCAGGCUGAGUUCCUGGUGCGCAGCCAUGAUGUGGAGGAGGUGCUGCCCUCUGUACCUGCCAGCCGCUUCCUCACCACCCUGGGGGGACUCUGGAAGCCAGGGGAGCUCCAGCUGCUCAAUAUCACCUCUGCCUUGGACCGUGGGGGCCGUGUUCCCCUUCCCAUUGAGGGGCGCAAGGAAGGGGUGUACAUCAAGGUGGGCUCGGCCUCACCCUUCUCCACCUGCCUGAAGAUGGUGGCAUCUCCCGAUAGCCACGCACGCUGUGCCCAGGGCCAGGCUCCACUUCUGUCCUGCUAUGACACCUUGGCACCUCACUUCCGUAUUGACUGGUGCAAUGUGUCCCUGGUGGAUAAGUCAGUGCCAGAGCCUGCGGACGAGGCGCGCGCCCCAGGGGACGGCAUCCUGGAGCACGACCCAUUCUUCUGCCCUCCCACUGAGGCCACCGCCCGAGACUUCCUGCCCGACGCGCUGGUCACUCUCUUGGUGCCCCUGCUGGUGGCCCUGCUGCUUACAGUGCUCCUGGCCUACAUCAUGUGCUGCCGGCGGGAGGGCAGGCUGAAGAGAGACCUGGCCACCUCUGACAUCCAGAUGGUCCACCACUGCACCAUCCGAGGGAACACGGAGGAGCUGCGGCAGAUGGCAGCCAGCCGAGAAGUCCCCCGGCCACUCUCCACCCUGCCCAUGUUCAACGUGCGCACAGGCGAGCGGCUGCCCCCCCACGUGGACAUCGCCCAGGUGCCCCUCAUCCUGGACCAGCACUGAAGGCCUCCCAGUUCCAGCCCUGGCCUCA